AUGUACCUGGAAUCUCAGCCCGGCGUUCCCUGGAUCACACUGAACUACAUCAUUGCGGAGGCCAUGGGCCGCUUUCGUAGCCAGCAGAGCCGGCCUAGACAUCACCCUUGCUGCCAAGCUGCCAGCGUCUUCGACAUGAGUGCCUUCACGCCCUCGAUGACGCCGGCCGACGUGGUGCUGCUGACUGCGAAGGGAGAGCAGGACCGGAUGAACAGCAUCACCAGGCUCUGCAUGGAGAGGUGCGCAGACACCCUACGCCGCGAUGAGGCUUUGCCAGUUGGCCAGGAUUCUCAUGAGCGGCUGCCAGAGAAAACACGGCGUUGCUUAGACGUGUGCUUCCAGAAGUUUUGCGACACUGCCGACCUCGUGGCAGCGGAGAAGCAAGCUUGGGAAGGUCAACAGCUCCGCUUGGCGCAGCGCCAGGCCAUGGCCACUACCGCCGUGGGCGGCUUGGGCAACUCCUUGGGUCAGGGCUUGUUUCGGAAUUGCCGAUGCGAUGGCAUAGACGUUCGCCUCAUCAGCGCCUUCCUGAAGCGCUACUUCAACGAGGGGGUACUUCAGGAUGGCUACAAGCUCAGUCCGCUCGAUGCCUACACUUGCCCUAACGAGGGAUCUUUGGACGAGGUUCGAGAGCACGUCCGCAGCCUUCCUUUCGACGAGGAUCCGCAGGUCUUUGGACUCCAUCCAAAUGCACAGAUUACGGCGCAGACAGAGGAAGCGCGGAAGUUCCUUGGCAUCAUCCUCUCCGUUCAGCCCCGCAUCGCGGCUGCGGGUGGUGGAAAGCGCCCCGAGGAGCUCGUGGCGGAGAUGGCCGAGGCAUUUCUUGGGCGAGUGCCAUCAACCAUGCUCCGGAAGCACGCGCACCCGGAAACGUACAAAAAGACAGCUGAUGGUGGCAUCGUGUCUUUGGGCGUCUUUCACGGGCAGGAGAUGGACCGCUUCAAUGUGCUGAUCAAUCGUGUGCAGAGCACUCUGGUGACUUUGGGCAAGGCCAUCAAAGGCUUCGUGGUCAUGUCUGCGCAGUUGGAGGACAUGUACAACUGCUUCUUGUCCCAGCAGCUGCCACCACUUUGGGGAGAGGUCUCGUACCCCUGCUUGAAGCCUUUGAAUUCCUGGUUCUCUGACUUCGAGGAACGGAUUGACUUUAUGGCACGAUGGCUGAAGAUGGGACCUCCCUCGAGCUACUGGGUUCCGUGCUUCUACUUCCCGCAGGGCUUCAUGACCUGCUCCAAGCAGGUCCACGCGCGAAAGACUAAGAUUCCGAUCGAUGCCUUGGUCUUCUGGCAGGAGAUGACGAACUGCACGGAGCCCCGCCUGGCCGAUCCACCGGCAGACGGGGUGAACGUGCAUGGACUCUUCCUGCAGGGAGCCGGCUGGGACGUUCCAUCAAAGAAGAUGGUGGAGUCUGAGAAGGCGGUGCUCUUCAAGGAGCUCCCGGUGAUCUGGGUGCAAGUGGUGGAGGAGGCAACCUUCCAGAAGGUUUCCACAGAACCUGGCAGGUACACCUGUCCCCUCUACAAGACCUCACUGCGCAAGGGAACUCUCGCGACUACAGGUCACUCCACCAACUUCGUUUGCUACUUCCGGCUGCCAAGUAACGAGGAGGAUCAGGGCCACUGGGUUCGACGCGGUGUGGCUCUUCUUUGUAUGCUGGAUGAUUGA
This is a messenger RNA of Symbiodinium necroappetens, 1662 nucleotides long. NCBI's taxonomy places the organism in Eukaryota, Dinophyceae, Suessiales, Symbiodiniaceae. The record is from the annotation of a GenBank genome assembly.